Rangifer tarandus platyrhynchus (Svalbard reindeer) is the source of this 951-nucleotide messenger RNA. Lineage: Eukaryota; Metazoa; Chordata; Mammalia; Artiodactyla; Cervidae. The record is from the annotation of a GenBank genome assembly.
AUGCUGGUUGCCUUGGGAUUGCUCACCUCCUUCCUUUCUUUCCUGUAUGUGACAGCUCCAUCCAUCAGGAAGUUCUUUGCUGGCGGGGUUUGUAGAACAAAUGUGCAGCUUUCUGGGAAGGUGGUGGUGAUCACUGGCGCCAACACAGGCAUCGGCAAGGAGACGGCCAGAGAGCUUUCUCGCAGAGGAGCCCGAGUAUACAUUGCCUGUCGAGAUGUACUGAAGGGGGAGUCUGCUGCCAGUGAAAUCCGAGCUGAUACAAAGAACUCCCAGGUGCUGGUACGGAAACUGGACCUAUCUGAUACCAAGUCCAUCCGAGCCUUUGCUGAGGGCUUCCUGGCAGAGGAAAAGCAGCUUCAUAUUCUGAUCAACAAUGCAGGAGUGAUGCUGUGCCCGUAUUCCAAAACAGCUGACGGUUUUGAAACCCACUUGGGAGUCAACCACCUCGGUCACUUCCUUCUCACCCGCUUGCUCCUGGGGCGGCUGAAGGAGUCCGCUCCUGCACGGGUGGUGACCCUCUCGUCAGUGGUCCACCACGCCGGCAAGAUUCGCUUCCAUGAUCUCCAGGGUGAGAAGUACUACAACCGGGGUUUCGCUUAUUGCCACAGCAAGCUGGCCAACGUGCUCUUCACUCGCGAGUUGGCCAAGAGGCUCAAAGGCACGGGGGUCACCACCUAUGCGGUGCACCCGGGCAUCGUCCGCUCCGAGUUGGUCCGACACUCCUUCCUGCUGUGCCUGCUUUGGCGGCUCUUCUCCCCCUUCCUGAAGACGACGUGGGAGGGGGCCCAGACCAGCCUGCACUGUGCGCUGGCUGAGGGCCUGGAGCCUCUGAGCGGCAAGUACUUCAGUGACUGCAAGAAGACCUGGGUGUCGCCCAGGGCCCGGAAUAACAAAACGGCUGAGCGCCUGUGGAAUGUCAGCUGUGAGCUUCUGGGAAUCCAGUGGGAGUAG